AUGAGAACGACUAGGAAAACAGCAAAUCUUGCUAGUGGCAAUGGAAACAUUACCACUAAAAAACGGAAAUACAAUCGCAAACCGAAAACCAAUUCACACGAGAAAGAAAACCAACCUCCGAGAUCGGACGUCUUCCAGGCACGACUAAAGCAAGUGAGCAUUCCCCAAGCUUCUUACGCAACUUCGUUUGUUGUAUCUGCUAAAAAGGAAAGUGAACCCUCUGAUGAGUUACCGAGUUGUCAGAACCAAAUAACCGAGAGUCGUCCGGAAGAUGUCGGCAAAGCAAAGCCGGAACCAUCUACGCAAUAUCUAUUGCAACAGCAGAAAAUUGAUGAGCAUUUGAGUGUAGCAGCUGACCGAGACUUGAAUCAAGUUAAUUAUGAGAUAAUUGAUACUGGAAGCCAUGGCAACAACAUCAUUGAAGUAACCGAUAUCACAGCACACUACUCGGAAGCAAAUAAUGGAACAUCGAUAAUUCUGAAUGCCUGUAAAGAAGAACCGUUAAGCAAUGUGACAUAUUGGAGCUUGUUCGAUCCGGCAACAUGUGCCACCGUACUGAAAGCAGAGAAUCUUCCCAGUGACCAGUCAAAUAGGAAAGCCAGUUCUUUUAACGGUCCCUAUAAACUGUACAGGUUCAUGAUCUGUGAAUGGUUCUACAGCCAUAUUGAUCGUCCAUUGUUCGCGGAAGGAUACAGCAAGAACCUGGAACUGGGUGCGCUGUUAAAUGCAAACUUUCCGUUACUGUUCACCCGUUCACUGAAUCGCGUCCAGUGGAACUAUAUCCGUCUGACGCUCCGAAAGCAAAGGCCGGUUCGUCGCUUGUCGCACGCUUUUUUUCUCGAUGAGCGCAUCAAUCUGGAGCGUCGCCGUGAAAAGUUGCGCUUUCUGAUGGAAAACUCCAUGAUUGAGUAUUUGGACGACGAUAUACCGUCGGCCAUUCCGAAACCGAUCGAACUCGGAAGUACGGUUCGAGGUACAUCUUUUCAACCGAAUUACGGAUCUUAUACGGGCGAAGUUAUUGGCGUUCAAAAUCGAAACAUCCCAUUGUUUCUGGUUCGUUUUGACAACGGGAAUCAGCAAGUACUUCCAGACUAUCGCGUAUCGCUCGAGCAGUCCUUUCACCUCGCGGAAGCUUCGGAUACUGUUUCUGUAACAUUUAAACAUCUGAAGCAAAUCACAUUGUUGGAAAAGAAGCUGCAAGAAAAAAUCAAAUUUUUACACGGUUUGGAAAAUAUUCGACUCAACCUAGCCGGUCGUCAUGCAAUGGGAAAACUCGACCCGAAACAAGAUCACGAGCAGAUCGAACGCUAUGAUCAGAUCGUUCGAAAGCUGCUGCAUCUGAAUCGUAACUUGCUCCAACUGAUGAAACAAAUCGCCACGGAUUAUGAACAGUACAUGUCGGAACCAUUGACGGCGGAUAAUUCGGAGGACGUCCCCGUGAUCGACAAGUAUGUGGUGGAUGAGACCAAUCAGCUACUAGCGGCGUACGCUCAGGUGGAUGGUGCUUACAACAGUCCUAUGGCGGUGCAGCUUUGGCGAGAAACCAUGCAGCGCUUGCACAAGCGUCCGGAAUACUUGCAACAGUUCGAGGUGCAUCUUGCGUCCAGAAUUGGGAAGUUAUUCGAUACAACUCCCUAAACCACAUACCUGAUGAUCCAGUAUUAAACAAUACGUUCUAGUUACCAGUAAUAUUCUAAUGUUUUUUGUAUUUAUCUGUAAUCUUAACUAGUAGAAAAAUUCGUUAAACCCUGAAACCCACCCAAAAACAAGGACAGUUGUAGAACAGGAGGAAGUAGUAGAAGAGAAUAUCGUUAGAAAGACAAUCAAAGCAAACACAAUCCGGGAAAACAGUGCUGUUAUCCCCGGAACAAAUUCAGUCAAUUUUCUCCAUCACACACGU
Molecule: messenger RNA, 1900 nt
Organism: Anopheles moucheti
Lineage: Eukaryota; Metazoa; Arthropoda; Insecta; Diptera; Culicidae
Exons: 2
Coding region: 1-1638 (545 amino acids)
Biological process (GO): regulation of cell cycle; DNA-templated transcription; regulation of transcription by RNA polymerase II
Cellular component (GO): nucleoplasm; transcription repressor complex
Molecular function (GO): DNA binding
Source: RefSeq, a predicted model, not a curated record